Molecule: messenger RNA, 390 nt
Organism: Aspergillus melleus
Lineage: Eukaryota; Fungi; Ascomycota; Eurotiomycetes; Eurotiales; Aspergillaceae
Product: decapping endonuclease targeting mRNA
Exons: 4
Coding region: 1-390 (129 amino acids)
Biological process (GO): nuclear-transcribed mRNA catabolic process; NAD-cap decapping
Cellular component (GO): nucleus; cytosol
Molecular function (GO): mRNA 5'-diphosphatase activity
Source: RefSeq, a predicted model, not a curated record
AUGGCUCGUAGGGUCUUUAACAUGCAGCCCAUCGGCCGAUUCUAUGGCGCCAGCACCUCCAUUCGACGUCCUAGGGAAAUUACUUGUUUCUCGUACGAUGAUGAACAUCAAUUUCAUCUGGGAGAGCCGUCCCUGCGGUACUACUACCCGCCCAGUCUUCCCGCAGAUUUAAAUCGCGGCUUUGAUACCUUCCAGAAACUGGAUGAUGCAGCAGAUGAACAUCUAGAUGCCCUUCUUGAGACGAUCAUCGCUCACGAAAAAGAAACGGGGAAGAAGUGUGAGACCGACAUCAUCACCUGGAGAGGCAUGAUGACCAAGAUCUUGACCGCUCCGUUUGAUACGAUGAACGGGUGGGAAAUGAACGCGACUAAUUUUCAGGUGAGUGAAUGA